AUGCUAGGACUAGGAGUUCUAGCGCUCCUGCCCUUCGCAGCGGCGAAGGCUGUACGGCCGCGAUCCACUGCAUGCAACAACUCCCCAGACUUGUGUUCCAAGUCAUACGGAGAAAUCACUCACCUGGGCGCACACGACAGUCCGUUUCUACGAGAUGCCUCGACGGAUUACUCUACCUUUGGAGACCAGUACUACAACACUACACUCCAGCUUGACGCUGGUGUCCGUCUUGUCACAGCUCAAGUUCAUAAGUCGAAUUCACAGUGGCGUCUAUGCCACUCUAGUUGCGAUUAUCUAGAUGCAGGAUUGUUGAGCACAUGGCUGUCAGAUAUCAAAGGCUGGUUGGACUCCAACCCCAAUGAUGUUGUGACUGUUUUGCUGGUCAACUCAGAUGACGCAACAGCUUCUGAUCUUCACUCGCAAUUCGAAACGGCCAAUCUUACCAACUACACCUACACUCCGACCUCCCAAACCUCCGCACCGAGCUCGUGGCCAACAUUGCAGGAACUGAUCAAUAAUGGUACCCGGUUGAUGACCUUCGUGGCAUCUUUGGACGCUUCCAGCAACACGGUGGCACCGUAUCUGAUGGAUGAGUUCACUUUCAUCUGGGAAAACAACUACGAUGUGACCUCCGCUUCCAACUUCUCCUGUGAGCCCGAUCGUCCCUCGAGCGUCAAGAACGAGCUUUCCACCGCCUUGUCUUCCAACCGCCUCCCAUUCAUGAACCACUUCCUUUACCAAGAGACAUUGGACAUUGAGUAUCCCAACGUCAGCUACAUUUCGACCACCAAUGCGGCGUCUGGAGGAACGGGAAACCUUGGCGACACAGCAACCAAAUGCAAGAAGGAGUACAAUGGCCGUCAGCCUACCUUUAUCUUGGUUGACUUCUUCGACAAAGGACCCGCCAUCGAUACCGUGGACAGUUUGAACAAUGUUACCAACGCUACUGGACGGAAGAACCUGACUUCCGUCAGCGUUACCAGCUCGGCGUCCACCUACUCUAACGUUUUCAAGGGUCUGGUUGAAGUCGUCCAGAAAGCCAAGGACGGAGCGAAUCCCAGCAUGGGAGAGUGGAUCUGGGCUGGUGGAGAUUGGGGAAGUCUGCUGGGCGGCGGUAUUGCAGUUUAA
Aspergillus tubingensis is the source of this 1128-nucleotide messenger RNA. RefSeq lists its product as uncharacterized. The coding region runs from base 1 to 1128 and encodes 375 amino acids. The record is from RefSeq and is a predicted model, not a curated record. Gene Ontology annotation, molecular function: phosphoric diester hydrolase activity. NCBI's taxonomy places the organism in Eukaryota, Fungi, Ascomycota, Eurotiomycetes, Eurotiales, Aspergillaceae. Gene Ontology annotation, biological process: lipid metabolic process. The transcript has 3 exons.